AUGGUCGUGCCCUCGCUGGCACAGUGUGUUCCUUCCUUGCCUGCACGUGCUAAAACACAAUGUGUUGGCCUGCAUCUCUGGGCAAGGCUCCUCCUGCAUGUGUUUAUAAUGCUGAUUUUACCGGAAAAAGUGGACAGGCUGUGUGGAGCCCCAGUAACAGCUCUCCUGUUUCUCUUUGAUUUGCAGAACAAUCAAGUUCUUGGGAUUGGAAGUGGUUCUACGAUUGUCCAUGCGGUGCAUCGAUUAGCUGAGCGGGUUAAAGAGGAGAACCUGACAAUUGUCUGCAUCCCUACAUCUUUUCAGGCCCGUCAGCUGAUCCUGCAGAAUGGCUUAACACUGAGUGACUUGGACCGACAUCCAGAGCUUGAUGUUGCCAUUGAUGGAGCAGACGAAGUGGACUCUGACCUCAACCUUAUCAAAGGUGGCGGUGGCUGCUUGACACAGGAGAAGAUAGUUGCAGGAUAUGCAAAAUGCUUCAUUGUUAUUGCCGAUUACAGGAAAAAAUCAGAGCGCCUUGGGGAGCAGUGGAAGAAGGGAAUUCCGAUCGAAGUCAUUCCCAUGGCUUAUGUCCCUGUCACCAGAGCCCUGACCAAAAAAUUUGGAGGUGUCGUGGAGCUACGGAUGGCUGUGAGCAAAGCAGGCCCUGUGGUGACAGACAAUGGGAACUUCAUCCUGGACUGGAAGUUUGACAAGGUUCAUGAAUGGAGUGAAGUGAACACUGCUAUAAAAAUGAUACCAGGAGUGGUGGAGACAGGACUCUUCAUCGACAUGGCAGAGGUGGUGUAUUUUGGGAUGGAGGACGGCUCGGUCAGCGUGCGGGAGAAGGAGCCUCGCUGACAGGGCCCUGCUGGCUCUGCUUCGCCUUCGGCCAGUUGGAUUCAGCUGCUGUGCCAGUGCCAACCUGAUGUUUUGCCUUAACGAGCAGCGGUUAUCGCAGGAGGUGGAUGGGAAGUGGAUCAGAAUCCGCUGACAUGAUACUGAAUGUCUUUUUAAAAAAAGAAAAACCAACAAA
Acanthisitta chloris (rifleman) is the source of this 1012-nucleotide messenger RNA. It is a transcript of the gene RPIA, whose product is annotated as ribose 5-phosphate isomerase A. The record is from RefSeq and is a predicted model, not a curated record. Gene Ontology annotation, cellular component: intracellular membrane-bounded organelle. Gene Ontology annotation, molecular function: ribose-5-phosphate isomerase activity. Gene Ontology annotation, biological process: pentose-phosphate shunt, non-oxidative branch; D-ribose metabolic process. Lineage: Eukaryota; Metazoa; Chordata; Aves; Passeriformes; Acanthisittidae.